AAUUUUUAGACUAGUGUAAUGUGUGAUGUAUAAUUGAACCCCAUGGAAAAACGCAGUGUCAUAGCAGAGCCAGUUAAAAGAGAUACCAUGCCACCACGUUACCGUAGGGUUACUCACUGUUGCAUGAGUCGGUCUGCAUUUAGAAACCGAGUUUGGCUGCUUUAACUCCAAACUGAGCAAGAAGCGAAACUGAAAUCCUACACCGCGCAAGAAAGAGGCCAGCCUACCGAUGACACUAGGCAGUGCUAGCAGCAUUUCGCACAGUCUUCAGCCAAGCCGCCGCAUUGCUACCCGGCUUCGGCGGCCUUACGAAUGAGACUAGCCGGCUAACGUGCGGUUCUGAGGAGAAAAAUAACAAUUUACAUCUAGCGUUUACACUGUGCCACCGAAAAGUGGUGGAAUACUAAUCGCUAAUACUCGGGGUAGUCUGAUAACUAUAACCAAGAGGUAAAGUUAGCUACAGCAGUACGGCGCAGUUGCAAGAGUGACUAGCGAGCUAAGGAUAUUUGCUAACCACAGACGUUUUCUUUGUACAAAUAGCUAAAUUAACGCUAGUUUGCGCAAGUUAUCUUACAGUAAUAUUUAUGUGGAGAUACUUUUGCUAGUUACAGAUAAAGAUGCCUCAGAAGCGUCGUUCGCAGUCAUGGACCGAGCUGAAGCAGGCCGGUAACGAGUCGUUUAAAAGCGGACAAUACGGGGAGGCCGCGAGUCUUUACACCCAAGCCAUACAACUUCUAGAAAAGUCAGGAAAGAAAACCCAGGAGGAUCUAAGUGUCCUGUACUCUAACCGAGCAGCUAGUUAUCUGAAGGACGGAAAUUGCACGGGAUGUGUAAAAGACUGUUCACUCUCGCUUGACCUGCUUCCGUUCAGCAUAAAGCCGCUUCUACGACGCGCGGCUGCCUAUGAAGCCCUGGAGAGAUACAGACAGGCUUACGUGGACUACAAGACGGUGCUGCAGAUAGACUGCAGCAUACCUGCUGCCCACGAUGGGACCAACAGAAUGACGAAGGCCUUGACCGAUCAGGAUGGCCCUGAGUGGCGGGAGAAGCUCCCGCCCAUUCCCUCGGUUCCAUUGGCCGUGCGCGAGAGACCGGCUCAGAUGGCCACGCCCACCCCUACCGCACAACAGAAUGGCACCUGCCAAACAGAGAGACCAGGAGACGCAGCCGUGAAGCAGGCCCAGGUUCUGAAGGAGGAAGGCAACGCCCUGGUGAAGAAGGGUCAUCACAAGAAAGCAGCGGAGAAGUACACGCAGAGCCUGAAACUCAACCCCACAGAAGUGACCACCUACACCAACAGGGCCCUGUGUUACCUGUCUCUGAAGAUGUUCAGUGAGGCUGUGCAGGACUGUGUGGCAGCCCUCCAGCUGGACCCGGUGAACGUGAAGGCGCUAUACAGACGAGCUCAGGCGCACAGGCAGCUUAAAGACUACAAAGCGUGUGUGGAAGACCUGAACGCCCUGCUCAAAAUCGAGCCGAAGAACACCGCCGCCCAGAAGCUGCAGCAGGAGGUGCAGAAGAUGAAGUGAAUGCGGGUGCCAAGGGCUCGCCUGGUGUUCAGGCUUUAGAGGGACAGUUCACCCAAAAUCCAUCCAAGUAUAAUUAUUUGCCUUUCUGUAUUAUGUGCUGUACAUCCAAAGAAGAGCUUUUAGCAUUCUACACAUCUACACGAACAUUCACCACCGGCUAGCAUCGCUAACAUCAACACCCAAAGACAAUGGGAGUCUGUGUGCCUGCAGGUAGCAUGCUGAAAACUGCAUGCAAAAAUGGCACACAAUGACCUUCCAGUAACUUUACAUAGCUCACUUGAAAGUGAAACAUCUUGGUUUAGAUCUCUUUUUUUUUUUUUUUUUGUAAAAUGUAAUUGAAAAAUGUUCUCAAAUAUGCUUCCUGUCCCUUUGUUACCAGGCACUGAUGCUAACAAUGCUAGCCAUCGCUGGUCAUUUGCAGGGCACGAACAAAACCUUCUCUGGAUGUAUAGCGCAUCAUAUUGAAAGAAAUGUACAUUUAUUAUGGGUGAACUAUCACUUUAAGCGGCUGUUUCUCAGCAGACUCACAUGCGGUUCAUGUAAAUCUGCCAGCCCACCAGCAUUUUCGAAUGACUGUUUCCUACUGCAUGUUGUGAUUGAAGUCUUUAUCGGACAGAUACGGGGAAUAGCCCCAUUGGCAAACGAGCGUCACGUUGUGUGUUUUGGAGUGAACACAGGGAUUGCCGUUUCAUACUUGCUUUGUUUAGAUUUGGCUCAUGCUGUACCAUCAAUAAAGGAGAGAUGAAACUUAGGCGAGCAGUACGAGUGAAGGGGCGGGUCUGUUUUCACACGGGGUGGUGUAAAUACGGCUGCACUCCACAUCUGUCAGUGUGCUAGGUGCAAGCUUUAGCGUCACCCCUGUACCCAGGCUGUCGGAAAUAUAUACCAAUACUCCGCACUGCUGCGUAUGCCGUUUACCUGGCUGACGGGAAGAACGUACUCCGAAAUGUGCAGUGCUGUUACAUGGUUCACCAGGCUCUUUAAAAUGAACCAUCGUCUAAGCUUUUAAGUGUAAUAAAGGAGGAGUCACGUUGGGCUUGGGUAUAUUAAAAGAGCCCCCCCCGCCCCCCCCCCCCAUCAUCCAUGUUCUGAAUAUGUACCAUGAAAAACCACAAAGAAAAUAUUUGUUUUUAUCACAUGCCUAUGUCCAGUUUUCAGAACACCAGCUGUUAGGUCAUAGAAAAGAUGCAUCAUGGAGGGCCACAGUAUGUGCAGGUUUUUGUUUUCAUCUGAAAAUCAACAACAAAUUCAGGCCUAGGAAACCAAGUUGUCAGUCAACUGUGUGAUAAAACUCCUUCAGUAGCUGAGUAGCAGUGCGAAGCAGCAGACCCAGGGCCCAGGUGGAGGCUCUGCUUCACAGCAUGUGCACUCCUUUGGGUGUAGACACAUCUCAUUUGCUUAAGACGGUUUCAUGUUUGGGAGGAGCCAAGAAAUUUGGUCGUUCUUCACACUAGAGUAUUUUAAUUUCAAGAGCUUAAUUGGAAUUUCAACUUUAUUAUUAUUGGUAGACAAAAUGUAAGAUUUCCAAGUUGUGUUUGUCUAGAUACCCUACUUUGCUUAUCCAGUAUCCAUAAGAGGCAUCUUUGACUCACAGCUAUAUUUGCACAAUUCCUUACACUCUUACACUCCCUUUAGUUGUGUUAGUUGUGGACUGGCUGCCAGUGGGUGGUGCACACGGGAUGAGGAGAGUGUAAAUGAACUUCCCUUUCUGCAUUGGAAUAAAAGUUACCUUGACCUGG
Anguilla anguilla (European eel) is the source of this 3268-nucleotide messenger RNA. RefSeq names its product translocase of outer mitochondrial membrane 34 (gene tomm34). Lineage: Eukaryota; Metazoa; Chordata; Actinopteri; Anguilliformes; Anguillidae. Gene Ontology annotation, molecular function: heat shock protein binding. Gene Ontology annotation, cellular component: cytosol; mitochondrion. The coding region runs from base 618 to 1529 and encodes 303 amino acids. The transcript has 8 exons. The record is from RefSeq and is a predicted model, not a curated record.